This is a messenger RNA of Miscanthus lutarioriparius, 1290 nucleotides long. The record is from the annotation of a GenBank genome assembly. Lineage: Eukaryota; Viridiplantae; Streptophyta; Magnoliopsida; Poales; Poaceae.
AUGGCCGCCGCCGAGCCGCCGCCGCCGUCCGGGAUGGGCUUCUUCGGCAUGCUGAGCUUCCGCCGCAGCGCCACCGCCGUCGCGUCCUUCGACCCGGCGCAGGACGACGAGCUCCUGGCGCUCGACGCCCUCCAGUCCCACGUCGCCGACCGCCUCAAAGCGCUCUCCGCGCACGCCACCCCGAGCGCCCCGCUCCUCUCCCUCCCGUUCCUCUCCAAGCUCCUCGACGCCGUCGUGUCCUCCGACGCCGCCUUCCGCGGCGUGCUCGCGCUGACCCCCGUCGCCGCCGCGCUCGCCAGGCCCCCCGCCGACCGCCUCGCCGCCGACCUCCUCGACCGCGCCGUCAAGACGCUCGACGUCCUCAACGCGGCGUCCCUCACGCUCGCCUCGCUCCGGGCCGCGCACCGCGCCGCGCUCGCCGCCGCGUCCUGCCUCCUCGCGCCGUCGCUUCACACCGCACACCUCGCCCGCGCGCGCAGGGCCAUCGCCAGGCUCUUCCCCGCCGACGACUCCGCCUCCGCCAAGGCCUGCGGCGGCUCCGGCGGGUCCGUGGUCUCGCCCUCCUCGCGCACCAUGCGCGCGCGCUCCUUCAGCGUCUCCAAGAACUGGUCCGCGGGGCGACACAUGAACGCGAUGGCGGCGCACCUCGCGCCGCCGCCGCAGUCGUCGCCCGCCGCGGCGGCCGCGGGGGUGGGGUGCGGGCUCGGACUGGCGCUCUACACCAUGAGCUCGGUCCUCGUCUUCGCCAUGUGGGCGCUGGUCGGCGCCGUGCCGUGCCAGGACCGGGCGUCCGCGGCCAGCAACCCCCCCGUCGCGCCGCCCAAGCAGGCGCAGUGGGCGGCGCCCAUGUCCGCGCUGCAGGAGCGGAUCGCGGAGGAGUGGAGGCGCAAGGAAAAGAAGGGGUCUUGCUCCGGCUCCGCGCCCACGGCGGGGCUCCUCGCGGAGAUGCAGGCCGUGGAGCGCGCCGCGCGCGAGCUCAACAGCGUGCUGGAGGAGAUCGCCGAGGAAGAGGAGGAGGAGGAGGACGAGGAGCGGCGGCGGCAGGGGAUCGUGGGCGAGGAGCGCGCGCGGGACGUGACGGAGCGCGCCGAGGAGCUGGCGGCGGCGUGCCGGGCGCUCGAGGACGGGCUCGCGCCGCUGGAGCGGCAGGUGCGCGCGGUGUUCCACCGCGUCGUCGCCUGCCGCGCGGAGGUCGUCCGCUGUAUGGACCUCAGCGCGCGCGCCGGCACCGCCAAUGCCGCCGCUGCGUCCGCGUCAGGCGUGCCGCCGCAGCACCAGUACUCCUUCUGA